This is a messenger RNA of Diabrotica balteata, 827 nucleotides long. NCBI's taxonomy places the organism in Eukaryota, Metazoa, Arthropoda, Insecta, Coleoptera, Chrysomelidae. The record is from the annotation of a GenBank genome assembly.
UUAAAAUUGUCUGUAGGUCUAGGUUAGUUUCAGAAAUCAAAUUUAAAAACAUGAGUAGAAAACGUAAAUUAAGUAAAAAUAAACAAGAAGAAUUUGAAUUUGAUCCAAUACCGAAACAUUUAGUAGUGGCUCAUUUAAAAGACCAAGAAAAACGAUUAAUUAUCAUUCUGGAAGGUGCACAAUUGGAAACAGUCAAGGUUAGAGAUAAGUUUGAAUUACUAAAUUGUGAUGAUCAUCUCCACAUUUUAAAGAGUAAUAAUCGAGAUAUUGGAUCUUGCAGACCUGAUAUAACACAUCAAUGUUUGUUGAUGUUAUUUGACAGCCCUCUAAACAGAGCAGGACUUUUACAAGUUUAUGUCCAUACAGCUAAUAAUAUUUUGAUAGAAAUUAAUCCACAGACUCGGAUUCCCAGGACUUUCAAACGGUUUUCAGGAUUAAUGGUUCAACUAUUACACAAAUUCUCUGUAAGAGCAGAGGAUGGUCCCAAAUUACUAAAAGUAAUUAAGAACCCAGUAACAGAUCACUUGCCAGUUGGAGUUAAGAAAAUUUGCACUUCCUUUUCUGCUAAGAAAAUACAUAAUUGUAAAGAGCUGGUACCUAAGAAUGAAGAACCAAUAGUUUUUGUAGUAGGAGCUUUGGCUAGGGGUAAUGUGGAUGUAGACUACACUGAAGAUACUGUUUCUAUUAGUAAUUAUCCUCUUUCAGCAGCGUUAACUUGUACUAAGUUAUGUUCUGCAUUUGAGGAAGUAUGGAAUGUGAUUUAAGUAAAAAAAUUGUAUUUUUUUUAUUUAUUAAGAUAAUAUAGUUGAUAAAAAACUUACAUUUUU